Octopus bimaculoides (California two-spot octopus) is the source of this 2030-nucleotide messenger RNA. RefSeq names its product glutamyl aminopeptidase. Gene Ontology annotation, molecular function: metalloaminopeptidase activity; zinc ion binding; peptide binding. The record is from RefSeq and is a predicted model, not a curated record. Gene Ontology annotation, cellular component: membrane; cytoplasm. Gene Ontology annotation, biological process: peptide catabolic process; proteolysis. Lineage: Eukaryota; Metazoa; Mollusca; Cephalopoda; Octopoda; Octopodidae.
AGGGGGCGUAAAUGAUGAGAUGAGUGAGUGAAUGAGUGGAAGGGUGAGUGAAUAAGAAAAUCGAGAUAGAAGAAGCAGCGUAAAAGGAAAAAAAAAUAAAGAAAAAAACAAUGGAUGUUUAAGUUGGUCUACGAGUAUUACAUCGGAUUCAGAACUUCCCAAACAAGUUAUAACCGAACGGAUUUAGUUCUAACAGAUACAAUGGCUUGUCCAAUACUGUGACUUUACAGUGAAGUUGGUCUAAACGCUCCUUGUGAAAAGCAAUGAAAGAAAAUAUGGAUAUGACAGCUGGUGGUGAAUUGAAUGGAAUCCAGCCAAGCCAAACUGGCAACGUAACAAAUCCUCCAAAUGAUGGUUUGGUCAAAACUCACAACACAAUGGUGAGCAUUCAGCCGGAACGAGGUAAUCAGGCGGGUGCUGGAUGUUACGUCACUAGGCUACAGGUCGGUUUGUUUCUAUUCCUGAUCCUACUGACAACUAUUUUCAUUGCUCUUAUAGCUGCUUUCGUUGGAAGAAACACGCGCUGCGAUUGCCAAAAUUCUCAACAGAAUGCUUCUAUUAACAGAGACAAUAAGAAUAGUCAGGAAAAUACGAUAGCCGGAAAAUUUGGCGAGAAUGAAUCAGGCAAGAAUGAGUCAGGCCACAAAGGAGGAAAUAAAUUAUGGAACAGACUACGUUUACCGAGAAGCUUGAUCCCUUCUCACUACUCCCUUGAAUUAAAGGUUGAUAUGGAUGCGUUUAUAUUCACUGGUAAAGUAAAUAUCACAAUUCAUGUCGAUCAGCCGACACACUAUGUAAUAUUCCACACAAAAGAACUCGAUGUUGACAAAAAAGCUGUUUCUGUUCACCUAAAUGGAAAUAUUUCCGACACUGUUCCCAUCGGUAAACAGUUCUACGUCAAAGACAAUAAAUAUCAAGUCUUGGAUUUGAAUCAGAACUUAAAAGAAGGAAAAGAUUAUGUAAUAAGCAUCGGUAAUUUUUGGGGUAAAAUAGCCCCUGACUUGAAAGGCCUUUAUAAGGGAUCCUAUGUAACAAAAAGUGGUGAAAUAAGGCAUUUGGCUUCAUCUCAACUACAAGCAGCUGACGCAAGAAAGGUAUUUCCUUGUUUCGACGAACCUGAUUUAAAAGCCCGAUUUACAGUCAGUAUUAUAUACCCUCCAGGAUAUGUAGCUCUUAGUAACAUGCCGAUUGUCAACCAAACGAAACUAUCGGAUAAGUGGAUGCGAAACCAGUACACCACAUCGCCGAUUAUGUCUUCCUAUCUACUUGCGUUUGUUGUUGCAGACUUCGACUAUAGGGAGAAAAUCUUAAAAAAUAACUACACUUUAAGAAUGUGGGCCCAGCGAGAGAAGAUAAACCAGACGAAUUAUGCCUUGAAGUUCGCAGAACGAUGUUAUGCAUUUUUCACAGAAUAUUUCAAUAUAUCUGAUAUUCUCACCAAAUCAGAUCAUGUGGCUGUGCCUGAGUUCAAUGCAGGAGCAAUGGAAAAUUGGGGGCUGGUUAUCUACCGAGAAACAGCCUUACUUUAUGAUCCAGACGUGUCAUCAAGUUCUAAUAAAUAUAUGGUCACGUUAAUCGUUGCUCAUGAAAUCGCUCAUACGUGGUUUGGAAACAUGGCGACCAUGAGAUGGUGGGACGAUCUUUGGCUUAACGAAGGGUUUGCCAGUAUCCUAAUGUAUUUCGGAAUGAAUCACGUACACCCAGACUGGGAUGUGUUUUCUAUUCUCGUUGUAGACGAGAUUUUACCAGUGAUGGUUUUAGAUGCACUCCUUACUUCACACGCAGUUUCUUCUCGUAUAGAGAAUACGGACCAAAUCAUCCAGUAUUUCGAUAACAUUUCCUACAACAAGGGAAUGGCAAUAUUGCGGAUGUUGAAAGGUUUUCUCGGCUGGGAAGCCUUCAGACGAUCGUUGCAGGUGUUCCUUCGGGGUAACAGCAAUAGUAUUGCUGCUGGUGUUGAUACUCUGAUGCGAGCUUUCACAGUUUUCAUAGUUUUCACUGAUAUUAUCAGCCUUCUUACUCUUGUCUAA